Molecule: messenger RNA, 3954 nt
Organism: Procambarus clarkii (red swamp crayfish)
Lineage: Eukaryota; Metazoa; Arthropoda; Malacostraca; Decapoda; Cambaridae
Product: coiled-coil domain-containing protein 85C
Source: RefSeq, a predicted model, not a curated record
GGUUAGUGGCCAUGUUGAAUGUUUGUGUUCGCAGGUGAAUUACAGGGAGCUCCUCGGGUCUUGGUGGAUUACACAGGUAAUCAUGUGACAGAUCUUUCACUUUGGAUUAUUAAACGUCCUCUAACGAAUGUGGAUGAAUAAGGAUCAAAAAGAAUUGCUGGAGGAUGCUGACCUUGCGGUGUGAGGCAAGCACCACCAACUUGAGCUGAUGCCUGCGGCCAACACUCAAAAGCAUCUUGAGCACCUUAUGGCCUACCCCCAACAUCAGGGCAAGUCUGGCCCCCCACGACCUGGGCCUCACCAUGGUCAUCCUCCACCUGGUUCAUAUGGGCCACCCUCUGUACCUCCAACUUCACACGGCUCUCAUGCUGGUUACAGUCAUCAUGGCACUGCUAAUCAACUUGGGCCAUCAGGUCAACGAGUACUGUCAGGUCCUCAUGGCCCGCCCUCACAAAAUGGGCCACAAGGUCCUGGACCACAGAUUGGACCAGGUCAGCAUCGACCUUCAAUGGGAUCGGGACAACAUGGACAGCCAAGCCAGCAUGGGCAUCCAGGUACUCACGGAAUACCAAAUCAUCGUGGACCACCUGGUUCCAUAGGUCCCCCAGCACCACAUAAACCUCCAGGAACCCAUGGUCAAUAUGCACCCCAUUUGUCACAUUCAAAUGUUGUAAAUGGUCAACGGAGUCAUCUUGAUGGCCCUGCAGGUGAAGUACGACAGCCACCAGCUUACCCAGAACCUCCACGUUACCCUGGACCUCAUGCAUUACUUGAAGAAGUAGACAAACAUAUUCUACAAACUGGAACACUUAAUGGUCCUCAAGUGCAAUCAAAUAAACAGUAUUCUGGGCCUCUUGGACAAGGAGGAGGGGGAGGAGUUGUUGGUGGUAGUAAUAAUGGCAGUGGAAGCACAAAUAAUAGUAGUGACAUGGUAAGGUUGGAGGAAGAACUUAGUGCACUAAACAGAAGUGAAUUAUUAAGUAGGGCAGUGAGAGCUGAAAGUGAAACAAGAGAACUUCAGCAUACUUUCCAUUCUCAGGCUGCAGAGCUAAGACACCUGCGUGAUACUCACCAACGUCUCACUGAUGACAAUCAGGAACUGCGUGAUCUCUGUUGUUUUCUUGAUGACGAUAGACAGAAGGGAAGAAAACUAGCACGAGAGUGGCAACGCUUUGGACGCUACACUGCAUCUGUUAUGCGGCAAGAAGUCACAGCCUACCAGAAUAAGCUACGAGAACUGGAUGCUAAACAACAAGAACUUAUUAAGGAUAACUUGGAGUUAAAGGAAUUAUGUUUAUAUUUGGAUGAGGAGCGAAAUAAUGCCGCAUGCAGUCACUGUGGGCAUCCUCUUAUUACCCGGGAUGAUGGUGAUGGCUCCUCCUCAUCAACUAAUGCAGAUGAGCCCUCAGGACCCCCACAUCCUCCUACUCAAGCCCCUCCUCAGCCUCCUGCACCUCCACCAACUGAUAUUCCCUUAGCACGGUCGUCUUCAAGAGAGAGACUAUUGGAAGACACACUCAACCGUCAGAGGUCUCCUAUGAAUGGUGAGUGCCUCCCCACCCAGAAAAGUGGGAAAUGUGGUAAGGAGGAUGAUUGCCUUGAAGUAUGGAAGAACAAAUUCUUCCAAGUACCCUAUCAAGAACAAGUUUUAUCAUACAUCCGAUCAUUAGAAGCACGUGUGAUGAUGCUAGAGACUGAGAAGCAGCAACUUGGAGAAGAACUUAACAAGAUAGACCGUAUACAUCCAGAAGGGGAAGGUAUCGAAGCUAUAGACUUAAACAUAGGUUUGCACAACCUCUCAAAGGAAAAAUCUUUGGGAUCUAGACCCCUUCAACCACCACCAUAUUCCCUUUCACAUCACCUAAGAGCUGUUGGUCUGGGACUCACAAGAACUCCAUUGGGACCAGGUUCUACAGAAAGUGAUGAUGAUCUCUUGGAAGGGCCACCACCUCCAUUGGUGUCUCGGCCAACAUCUGUCGCAGCAGCAAUGAGAGUAUUGGAGGUACAGGAACAGCUUGAAGGAGCUUCACAUCCUCCUUCAGGACCUCCGCCUUCUCAAGGACCUCCACCACAAACUCAACAAGGCUCCAGUGGUCAUCCAACACCACAAGAUGCAGCAUUGGCUGAUGGUGAAAAGGCACUUCUCAGACAAAUGUGCAAUGUGGUGUGGAAAAAGCUGGAAGAAGUGCCAAGUCAGAACAGAUAACAAGAUAUAGGAUGCACCUCAAGCAUGACACUCGGAAGACAACUAGUGUGCAGUGUCUCCUACCUUUGUGUACUAGUUGUGUGAAAAAAAUUGAUACACAGCUUCUUCUGGAAAAUGGAGGAGUCAAGAGGCUAGUGAUCUUUUUAUAAUUUUGCAGUUGCUAUCAUCUAUUGUGUAUAUUCUCAACUUGGAAUCUCACUUUUCAGGUGCCAAUGGUACAAAAAUUCCUGAUCAAAUUUAUAACGAAAGUUAAUAUAUUUAUAUAUUAUUCUCACUGUUACUGUGUUUCAUCACUGAUGUCCAAUUCAGUAUUCUGUUCUGUACUAUCAUGCUUAACUGUACAUAGAUUUAUAUAUGUGACAAGGUAAUAAUUUGCUGCUUUAAUGUAUAGUGUAUAUGUAGUUUAAUUUUAAGAUGUUUCAUGUUUAUUUUGAAUGUGAAUGCAGUCACUGUUAAACAGAGGUUACACAAACUUGUGUAUGUUACGACUUCUAAAACAUCUUUACUAGAAAGUUUAACUGAUAUUUCCUAAAGGCUAGUUUCUGCUUGCUCCAUGGAAAUUCUUGUGACAUUCCAAAUACAAGUACAGAGAUUUUACCAUACAAUAGUGUGAAUAAAAUGUUGAUAUAGUUAAUACAUUAUACAGUUUAUGUAAAAAAAAUAUGUAGAUGGUAAAACAUUAUCUUUCAAUAUUUGAAAAAGAGUAUAUAAAUAGUUUUAUAGUAAUCAUUCCCAAAGCAAUCACAUGGAUAGAGAUGCUUUUCUCAGGCAGUAUAUACUGAUUUAGCUGUGGAUAGGUUGUAUUAUACCCCACCUCCAUCCAUCCAUCCCACCUUGAAGGUUUAAUAGUUAAUUUAUGGAAGGUAGGAAUACCAAUUAUCAUUAAUAGGCUAUAUUUUUGUUAUUUUAAUUCAGUUCAAUCAUGCCAUUAACUUUUAAACUUUAAACUCGGAUAUGUAUAGAACAUAUGGGUCAUGCUUUACAUGAAUAAUGGGUGGAUUUCUUUGAAAAGGAAUUGAACCCAUGAUGUAGUAAUGUUAAUCCAGUAUUUCCCUUUGUAUGUUGGUGCUCUCCUUUGCCAUUUCACUAAAUAAUAAUAUUCACAACAAAAUACUGUGAACACUUAGGAAGGAUAGUGUUUGACAAAACCAGAAGUGCCUAGCCCUCUGAUCUUGAAAUGUGGUCAAUUUUUUUAUCUUAAUUUUUCUUGUUAAUUUGGCUCUUUGAAGACCAGACAGUUUCAUAUUCUAUCUCUUUUGGGGGGCUGUGUUUAUACCGUGAUUUUGAUUUUUGGUCAAAGUUUUUUCCUUAUUGACUCAGAAGAUAUGUGCCUCAGAAUGAAUACUCUGAUUCUUCAGAGGAAGUUUCAUGCAGAGUCAGGCAUAUUGCUUGACCAUGCUCAUGACGGAAAGUUUUUGAUAAAACGUUAAAACUUUUUAGAAUGACUUUAGUUAUUUAUCAGUGUUUGUGAGCUAUUGCCAAAUGUCAUAGACAUAUCAGCAUUGUGAUAUGAUAGUUCAAGGCACUUGCAGGUACUUACCAAAGGGUUUUGGCAAGUUAUGUGUACAUAUAUGAAGAUUUUUUUUUUUUUUUUAUAAUGUAUAUGCUUAGGCCUUUCUUCUGCUCUUAAUUUGCAAGUCAACCAACAUAGAAAUUUUAAUAAAAUUAUAUUUUUAAUCAUUCGGUGUAUUGAGAUAUUAUAUUUAUUUAUUCACCAUUAUUAAAUAAAUACAAUUACCAUUGUUGUC